This is a messenger RNA of Hordeum vulgare subsp. vulgare (domesticated barley), 1571 nucleotides long. Its product is annotated as transcription factor NIGT1-like. Bases 122 to 1333 code for a protein of 403 amino acids. Gene Ontology annotation, biological process: regulation of DNA-templated transcription. The record is from RefSeq and is a predicted model, not a curated record. The transcript is spliced from 5 exons. NCBI's taxonomy places the organism in Eukaryota, Viridiplantae, Streptophyta, Magnoliopsida, Poales, Poaceae. Gene Ontology annotation, molecular function: DNA binding; DNA-binding transcription factor activity.
UUCCUUCCUUCCUUCCUUCUUCCCCCCGUUUCCCCACCUCCUCCGCCCUCUCUCCGCCCAGUUCUUUCCGUGGGGACGGAUCAAUCCACCCAUCGGGCGAGACCACCUGCGGGCUGCGGCGAUGGAGGUGGAGGUGCAGGCGGACCGCGACGGCGCGCGGCGCCGGCUCCGGGACUACCUGCUCGCGCUCGAGGAGGAGCGCCGCAAGAUCCACGUCUUCCAGCGCGAGCUCCCGCUCUGCCUCGACCUCGUCACCCAGACAAUCGAGGGGAUGAAGAGCCAGAUGGGCGGCGCCGCCAGCGAGGAGACGGUGAGCGACCACGACGGGCCCGUGCUCGAGGAGUUCAUCCCGCUCAAGCCCAGCCUAUCCCCGUCCUCCUCGGAUGACGAGACUAGCACCCACGCCCCGGCGCCGGUCUCCAACGCUAAGGCCGAGACGCCGCCGCCCACGCCCACGCCCACGCCGGAGACCAAGAAGGCGAUGCCGGACUGGCUCCAGUCCGCGCAGCUUUUGACAUGGAGCGAGCCCCAGCAAUCAUCGUCUCUUCAAAAGGUGCUGCCAUGCAGACCGGUGGCCCUGAACGCCACCAGGACCGGGGGAGCGUUCCACCCCUUUGAGAAGGAGAAGCAGCCGGAGGCUGAGCUGCCGGCCUCGUCGACCACGGCGCCGGCAAGCUCGGCGUUGGUCGGAGACAGCGGCGACAAGGCCACCAGCGACACUGAGGUGCACGACAAGGACAGCAAGGACGCCACUGAGAAAGACACAGACAAAGACAAAGAGGGGCAGUCGUCGCAGCCGAACCGGAAGCCACGGCGGUGCUGGGCGCCGGAGCUCCACCGCCGGUUCCUGCAAGCACUGCAGCAGCUGGGCGGGUCCCACGCAGUGGCGACACCGAAGCAGAUCCGGGAGCUGAUGAAGGUCGACGGCCUCACCAACGACGAGGUCAAGAGCCAUUUGCAGAAGUACCGUUUGCACACGUCAAGGCGGCCGAGCUCCACGGCCCAGAGCAGCGGCGCCGCCACCACCACUCAGCCCGCGCCGCAGUUCUUCGUGGUGGGCAGCUGCAUCUGGGUUCCCCAGCAGGAGUAUGCCGCUGCGGCCGCCGCCGCGGCAGCAGCAACAGAUGCAACAAAUGUGGCGCCGGGAAGCGCGAACAAAGUAUACGCUCCGACGGCGACGUUGCCAUCAGGGGUGAAGCCACACUCAAAAGAGCAGUCGAGUAGGCGGUCGGAAGGCCCGAUGAGCGGCGACACGGGCGGCGUUAACUCGGACUCGGACAACCCAGCUAUGUCGUCGUCGUCGUCGCAAACCACAUCUGCAGGGCAUCCUUAGCGUAUAACCUUCGGAGUUGGGACCUACAUAGCCUAGAGAAAUAGAGUGUAUAAGAUCACAUUUUGCAGCAAGGUAGGCCACAUUAUUUGUUGUUGUACACACAUGCAAGAGAGACUAGAAAAUACGAGUAAAUAGCAAAAAAAAAAAAAAUGAAAACACUGAAAAUCUUGCGUUGGAUCUUUAAGGAUGCCAAAUCUGAUGUUCUCCAUGGUAAUAUACAUCUAUAUCUUUAUCUUCA